GCGCUACGGUUAGCGGUCCCACUCUACGCAACUGUCAGCGUCGCUGUGCUCCCCGCGGCUGCAGGCUCUGUGGGUCGCAGUCCGCGUGACCCAGUGUCCGUUUGCGUUGUCACUCCCUUCGCCGGCGCAGUCACCGCGCGGGGCGGCGGCCCGUGAGGUAGCUACCACGGCUUGCGGCAACGAAUAAAGCUCCGGGACAGCGGCGCCCUGGGCGACAGCUGGGCGGGCGGCCCCGGCCGGGAGCGGCCGCCCGUGCGCUACCGUGAGGAGUGAGCGGCCGAGGCGACCUCCGGCCCGGCCUCGCACCAGCAGCCCGGCAGGCGCGACAUGAGCCUGGUCUGGCAUCUGCGGGAUGCUCCUUGAGCCCCUUCUUCGGCUGUUACCUCUGGGGGAUGGUUGUGGCCACACCGACUCGUAUUUUCCAAAUAAAUCAUUGUUUAUUCUUGCGGUGGCGGGGCCGAACACGCUUAUUUAUUUUUAACUUUCUCAACAAGUUUUACCCAGCACUUACCCAGUGAAACAACUCGGUAAUCGUUUCAAGGGAGCAUCCGCUCGGUUAGGAAAUCUCAGACUGAGCAGCUUGUGGAAGCCAGCAUUUGCAACGUCCUCCUCGCAUGCUUUGAAGAUCCUUGCGUCUUCCUGUAACUACCACUGUGUGUAGGAUCCCGCUCAAGGAACGUCUUGGUCCAGCGAUUCAAAGAACUGACGUUUCAAGGUUUUAUUUCUAUUGCUAGAUCUGGAUUUCCCCAAUGACUCGGAACUGUUCAGUAGCCAGCUAAAGUGGAUCCCCUAGUGCACGCCCUUCUCUCUCCUCUUCCAGCCUGUCCAAGUGCUUUUGUUGAGGAAAAAGCCAUCAAGUGUCAUUACCAAUGCAAGUGCAACUCAUGGGUUAGAAGAGGAGAUGGAGCCUUAGUUUGCAGAAUAGCUAGUUGCCAGAGUAGUUACGUUCAUGCAGAAUAGUUGACAGGCCCUAAAGAUGUUCAUGCUCUCCAGCUGUGGCCUGAGGACAUGGGUACUGGAGUGUGUGUCCCUGGACUGACUUAAUUCACUCAAUUCUCCUAAGAAAUGCUAUCCUUCUCCUCUCCCCUGACUUGACACAGUCCUUCUUUCAGAGGAGUGCUUUUUAUUUCUUUUGUCCCCCUUCCCAUUCAGGGAUUUCCCCCUUAACCAAUGAAAACUGAAUUUAUAGCCAGCUGACAUUGGUCGGGGGAGGAGUGGCAGGGUGUCUUUUCCACUUCUGGGCCUUUUAACCUUGGUUCACAUCUAGAGGAAGGCUGAGAACAGGCCAGACCUCAGUGAUCAUCUGAGCCUGGUGAAAAGAAACAAUAGGAGCCAAGGGGUGAUUUGUCAGGGUUAUAUCUUGGCUCUCACUAGAGGGAGUUCUCGCUUUAGGCAGCCAGAAUCUCACAGGCUCCUUUUCCUAGGAAAGAGCUACCUAAUCUAGCUUUUCCUGGGUGGAAUUAAGGAACUUAAACUUGGGGGCAGAAGGAGGCAUUUUUCCUGAGUGCUACCUCAUACAUUUAGUAGGCACAAAGAGAACAAAGAACAAGUUAGCCAGUUCAAGCAAUAGUUCCAAGUUCUCAUACCGCUGUGGUGUAUCAGUAACUGUGAUCUUGAGCAAAUGCCUGUGUGUGACCUCUCUGUGCCUCAGUCUCAUCUUGAAAAUAGGGAUAAAAUGGUACCUAUUGCCAGGGGGGUUUUCGAGUUGAAUGUAAAAUGCCCAGAACAGUUCUGGGCAUGAUUUAAUAAUUAUUGGCUAUUACUGGCGUUGAUACUGGGCGUGUCGCUUUUAUUCUGUCACAUGGAUGGGGAGGUGAAGCGCACUGUUGCUUUGAUCCUGUGGAACUUGAUAACCAAAUGUAGAAUUAAUUGCUGACUUGUUUAUACUUAUAGCUGGAAGAGCCGGUAUUGUUCUCAUUAUAGUAUAGAAGAAUUCAAGAUAGGCAGCAGCAAAUGAAGACUAUAAAAGGAAAGAAGAAGCAACAUCAAAGAUUGAGGUAGAGUAGGCAACUUAAGAGAGUUUGGGAGAAAUUGUCCAAUGGCCUGUAGUAUAUGCUUCAUUUUUUGUCCCCUUUGCUUGGUCUUGGAGGCUAAGGUUGGUUAGUGUUGAAGCAUACACCAGUGGUCCCUGGGAAGCUGCCCAGUAACCUAUCCUCCCAGGGAUGUCCCUACUGGCAAAGUCCUGGCUGUGGAGCCUUUCUGCCUAGAGUCAUAUCCUGGCUCUAACACUUGCUAACUAGGUGACCUGGGACAGGUUAUUUCAUUUCUUUAGGCCUCAGUUUCCUCAUCUGGAAAAUGCAUAAUAAUAGCACCCACUUUUUAGAACAUUCUGUAGAUUCACUGAGCUAAUACAUAUAAAGAGCCAAGAAUAUUGCCUAGCAAUAGGAAAUUCUUAAUCAAUUUUAGUAUCAUUUUAUUAUGCCUUGUGAACAUGGUACUACCUGAGAUUCAGGGUAGGUGACAGGAGAAACAGUAAAAGAAUAAAAGGGGGUUUGUUCUUGCAUUCAUUCAGUCAACACAGGCAAUAGAGGCACUAGAACAGAAAGAUGGCUAUGAUCUCACUUAAUUCACAUAAUUCCAUGGGCAUGUUUUGUGCUUUCAAAAAAUAUGAAAGGGAAGAAGAAAACUGAUGUCUUAGUCUUUAGCUAUUUUGGUCCUUCAUCAGACCCAUGGAUAGCAUUUUGAGGGAAAUGUUACAAGAGAUGCCAACAGGAUCCUCAAAGACUACCUUGUACUUUUUCCAUCUCUUGUAUAGAAAAUCUGCCAAGACAAGGAGAGUAACCCAGAGGAAGCCUUCUUCAGGGCCUGUUUGCCGGCUAUGCCUUCAAGAACCUGGGGAUCCCGAAAAAUUAGGGGAAUUUCUUCAGAAAGACAAUCUCAGUGUGCAUUAUUUCUGUCUUAUCCUAUCUAGCAAGCUGCCUCAGAGGGGCCAGUCCAAUAGAGGUUUCUAUGGAUUCCUGCCUGAGGACAUCAAAAAGGAGGCAUCCCGGGCCUCUAAGAAGGGCCCUGAGCACUGCCUGGGAUCUCAUUUGCAGAUCUGCUUUGUGUGCAAGAAAAAGGGAGCUGCCAUCAACUGCCAGAAGGAUCAGUGCCUCAGGAACUUCCAUUUUCCUUGUGGCCAGGAAAGGGGUUGCCUUUCACAAUUUUUUGGAGAGUACAAAUCAUUUUGUGGGAAACAUCGCCCAACACAGGACAUCCGAUGGGAGAAUGUGGGGGAGGAAAGCUGUGUCUUGUGCUGCGAAGACUUAGCCCAAGCAAGUGUUGAAAACAUCCAGAGUCCGUGCUGUAGCCAAACUAUCUACCACCGCAAGUGCAUACAGAAAUAUGCCCACACAUCAGCAAAGCAUUUCUUCAAAUGUCCACAUUGCAACAAUCGAGAAGAAUUUCCUCAAGAAAUGCUAAGAAUGGGAAUUCAUAUUCCAGACAGAGACGCUGCCUGGGAACUUGAGCCAGGGGCUUUCUCGGAGUUGUAUGAGCGCUAUCAGCAUUGUGAUGCCCCCAUCUGUGUGUAUGAACAAGGCAGAGACAGCUUUGAGGAUGAAGGGAAGUGGAGCCUCAUUCUGUGUGCUACCUGUGGAUCCCACGGAACCCAUAGGGACUGCUCCUCUCUCAUAUCCAGCUGUAAGAAAUGGGAGUGCGAGGAGUGUGCGCCUGCUGCUGAAGCCACAGACUACACACCUGAAAACUCAGGUGACAUCCCCUGUUGCAACAGCACUUUCCACUCCAGGGGGCAUUUUUGCAGAGACACCAGCCUGGAAGAGAAUCCGGGCCCUUCUUCGACUGACUGACCAGGCUCUUCCUCAUUAGAAAAACCAGAGUCCUCUGGUUGCAGGACGAGGGGCCACUCCUGGCGAUCCAAGGGUGUCAAGAUCACUAAGAGCUGCAAAAAGUCCAAGUAACAGUUUCUGAUUAGUCGCUGCCAAGCACAUUUGAGUACAAAGCUGUGUUCCUCCGUCAGGUUUGAGGGAGGGAACACUUUGGCACUGUGAGCCAAGGAAAGGGGGCUAGCAGUGAGACUCUGAACCAAAGAAAGAGAAGUCCCAGGGGAACUUGAGUUCAGAGCAGAGUCCUGAUGCCAACCACAGGAUGCAUUUGUGGCUUUGAGAGCACCUCUGCUCUUUCUGCCUGAUUCCCAGAGGGCCUUUUCUACUCUUCUUUUUCCAGCAAGAUUAUUCCACCUUGAUCUUGUUCUCAUAUACCUCUUCUGACUUCACCCACGUUUGUUAUUAUACAAAUAAACGUUUUCUCUCCAUUGGUGUCUCCUUAAGCAUUCACUCUGGAAUUUAUCUAGCAUACUAAGGAAUCUGGAGGUUAGAGUGAAGGAAUAGGAAAAUGCACCUUUCUACUCUAUAAAAUUCAGUGAAUUAAGUGUAGAACUUUCAAUUAGACAUGUUGCUUUGGAGGGAAGUAUUUUGCAGAUAAAUCGACUUUGCGGGGACAGAAAUUUCAUCGUUGUGCAAAUAAACACACAGGAUCUCAUCAGGAAAGUGAGCCAGCAAAGGAGAACACACUGGACUGAGAAUAGGCCACUAUUGCAAGGCUUGGCGCCCUGGACUCAAAGGCCAGGGACUGCCGUGCUCACGUGAGACAGAAGGGGCUCCACUCACUCCAGGCAGCCUGGUCUUUAGCAUACCUUCCUAACCCUAACACACCUCCACUCAAACCCUCCUGUCUGGUGGCUCGGGCAUUUCUAGCUCAGGUAAGGGGGCCAUGCCAGGACAUUAAGCAAGACAGCUAGGACAGAAACCUGGCAGAAGGUCUUGGGAUAAAUUGAAUAGAACAUUUGUUUGUUUUUAAUGAUUUUGUGGGAUUUGGAUUAGUGGGGGAAACUCAGGACCAUUGCCAGGUGCCGAGUUCGCAGGGUCUCACUGCGAACUUGGUUUAAAUGUUGCUGACCCCCGGAGACUUACAUCUGAAUGUGCACAGUGAUUUGGAUUUGACCAGAUUUAUUUGGAAUCACAAGGAGGCGGUGGGGGUCAAAAUAAUACUUUAAAAAGAAAUCAAGAAAUACUAAAGGGAUUAUAAUGAAAAAUACUCUCUUGAUUCAUCCUUCACUACCCCCAGUCCUAUUCCCUAAAGGCAACUACUCUGCACAUUUUUUAGCCAUUUCUUGAUAUAUUAAUCUUAGACAUUUUUGACGUACUAUCAUAUUACAUAAAGAUCUAGCACCUUUAAAACCUUCCCAUGUUCAUUCCUUCCAUCUUUUAUAAUUGCAUCACAAUUUUUGUUAAAUUAACCUUCAGUGCUGAGUCAAGUGGUACACUAUGACUAUUUUUCCUCACCUGUACAUUUUUUUUAAAAUUUACUUAUUUUUGCUGCAUUGGGUCUUCAUUGCCGCACGUGGGCUUUCUCUAGUUGUGGCGAGU
This is a messenger RNA of Aethalodelphis obliquidens (Pacific white-sided dolphin), 5366 nucleotides long. RefSeq names its product PHD finger protein 7 (gene PHF7). The transcript is spliced from 9 exons. The coding region runs from base 2670 to 3788 and encodes 372 amino acids. Lineage: Eukaryota; Metazoa; Chordata; Mammalia; Artiodactyla; Delphinidae. The record is from RefSeq and is a predicted model, not a curated record. Gene Ontology annotation, cellular component: nucleus.